AUCGUCCACUUCCGGUCAUGCGCGAUAUUCUAAAACGUAACACGUGGUGACGUGCGGCCGACAUGGCGGAUCAAGGCGAAACAAGUUUACGUGAAGAGAUAAACACAGACACACAAACAGCAGAAGAUGAAACAACACACAGUGAAAUGAAUGAAGACGCACUAACAGAAGAGACACAGAAGAGUUUUAAAGAUCUGGGUGUCACUGAAGUUCUGUGUGAAGCUUGUGAUCAACUGGGAUGGAAGAAACCAACAAAGAUCCAGGUGGAGGCGAUUCCUGUAGCUCUAGAGGGUCGUGAUGUCAUCGGUUUAGCAGAGACGGGUUCGGGGAAGACUGGAGCGUUUGCUCUUCCUAUCCUGCAGUCUCUCCUGACGUCUGCGCAGCGGCUGCAUUCGCUCAUACUGACACCCACACGAGAACUCGCCUUUCAGAUCUCAGAACAGUUUGAGGCUUUGGGCUCCAGUAUUGGAGUUAAGACAGCUGUUGUUGUUGGAGGAAUUGAUAUGAUGUCUCAGUCGCUUGUUCUUGCUAAGAAACCUCACAUCAUCAUUGCAACUCCAGGCCGCUUGAUAGAUCAUCUAGAAAAUACCAAAGGCUUUAACCUGCGAGCGCUGAAGUACCUGGUGAUGGAUGAAGCCGACCGCAUUCUCAACAUGGACUUUGAGUCUGAGGUGGACAAGAUUCUGAAAGUGAUUCCUCGAGAGAGACGAACUUUCCUGUUUUCAGCAACAAUGACGAAGAAGGUGCAGAAACUCCAGCGGGCGGCGCUACGAGAUCCUGUCAAAUGUGCCGUUUCCACCAAAUACGCCACCGUAGACAAACUGCAGCAGUAUUACAUAUUCAUCCCAUCAAAAUAUAAGGAUUGUUAUCUGGUUUCUAUCUUGAAUGAACUGGCUGGAAAUUCCUUCAUGGUUUUCUGCAGCACGUGUAAUAACACUCAACGGGUGGCGCUGUUGCUCAGAAAUCUCGGCAUCACGGCAAUUCCUCUUCACGGACAGAUGAGUCAGAACAAACGUCUGGGAGCUCUUAACAAGUUCAAGUCUAAGUCUCGCUCAGUGCUGCUGGCCACUGAUGUGGCGUCUCGUGGGCUGGAUAUACCACAUGUGGACUGUGUCAUAAACUUUGACAUCCCAACACACUCAAAGGAUUACAUUCAUCGUGUGGGCCGCACUGCGAGAGCAGGGAGAUCGGGAAAAUCCAUCACGUUUGUCACACAGGGGACUUAAAACCUCUCACUCGUAAGGGUGUGGGUCAGGAAUCGAUAGGCAUGGGUGAACUGCGGGUCCAAUAGCAAGACUUCAUCGACACUAAUGCUUUCAUGUGCUCGUAUGACGGUCUUUUCUGCUGAGGAGCACAGUGGAGAGCACGUUGAAAUAAGAGAAACCAUAAGAUAGAAUUCAAAUUACUUCUACAUAAAACAAAGACAAUGAACAAAUCAAUUACAAUUAGGCCUCGUCAUGCAAACUAAAAAUAAUGCAAUAUAAAACACCACAUUCGAUGCAUACCAACACAUAUCAACACAUAUACAACUAGUUUAUUGCAGGAUACAUGGGCAGUAAAGCAGUUAUGUGUUUUUACUAAUUUUAACUAAGUAAGACAGGCGGUUAUAGUUGAACACCUACAUUAGAAGUAACACUAACCCAUAGAAAUACAUCGCGGAGCAGACUGUGCAGUUUAAUAACAAUAUAAAAAACUCCAAUUCAUAUUACUUUAUUUUACAUGCAUUUAUGAGCAAAACCUCUCAACACACGCUUUUUGAAGGUCAGUGUAAUUUAUUAAUGUGUUGUGUACAUUUAAUUAAUCCACAUUGUUUUGGUGCUGUUCUGGUCCGUGUAAUGACAGAUAUAGACACAAUACACAAUUAUAGACAUAAAAAGCCUAAA
Misgurnus anguillicaudatus (oriental weatherfish) is the source of this 1883-nucleotide messenger RNA. It is a transcript of the gene ddx47, whose product is annotated as DEAD (Asp-Glu-Ala-Asp) box polypeptide 47. NCBI's taxonomy places the organism in Eukaryota, Metazoa, Chordata, Actinopteri, Cypriniformes, Cobitidae. The record is from RefSeq and is a predicted model, not a curated record. Gene Ontology annotation, cellular component: cytosol. Gene Ontology annotation, molecular function: RNA helicase activity; nucleic acid binding; ATP binding.